AUGGAUGGGAUUUUUGGUCCAUGCUCUUAUUUGGAUAUAAUUUUUUCUCUUGCCUUACACCAGGGGCGAGGAACAAACACUCAUGCGCAUACUCAUAGUGUAAACGAAGGUCAUCACGUCUUUCUCAAUCUAGAGACGCGUCGAUUCUACUGUCUUCCUGACAACUACGAAAUCAUGGAUGGAUCUUUGGAGGAUAUCACAUACCUUCUAAAUCCAACCUUCUCAAAGAAACAGAUAUGCGAAUUGGAUUCAUGUUGCAAAAUGGUUCGUGCUAUCAACGGACUUACCUACUAUCCAGGUUUAGUCGGAUUAAAUAACAUUAAGGCAAACGAUUAUUGUAAUGUCGUCCUCCAACUUCUUAGUCAUAUCAGUCCCUUGCGCGACUUCUUUUUAUGCGAAGCUAACUAUUCCGGUCUUCUUGAGCUUCGACCGGGGGGAGAUCCGAUGCGCCUACUUAUGCAGCGUUUUGGUGAGCUAAUGCGCAAACUCUGGAAUCCACGUCACUUUAAGACUCACGUU
Messenger RNA from Protopolystoma xenopodis, 519 nucleotides. Lineage: Eukaryota; Metazoa; Platyhelminthes; Monogenea; Polystomatidea; Polystomatidae. The record is from the annotation of a GenBank genome assembly.